AUGCCAUGCUUCAAAGGCCUCGCCGUUAGUAUACAUACUCCAGGCGGACCGCUACCCGAGCACUCGAUCCAGCGCCAGUCCCGAGUCUCGCGCAUUACCUCCUAUAUCCCUGUCCCGCCGCCCAAAAUUCCCGAUACAGCUGGUGGGAAACCGGAGCAGUCUACGUUCGCAAUUUCCAUUACCUUGUUGAACCCCGGACAAGAUGUGCCUUAUUCCGCGGGGAAACCGACGGCUGACAACCCCCACCCCAAGCCCAAGGUCGUCGGAGGCCUUCCUGGACAGACAGAGCAUCGUGGACUAUACACCAGCACGGUCGCGCCGUAUCAAGCGCUAACCAACUCCCCGAACGAGACCGUUGCUGCUUACAUCUACUUUGAUGGCCGGCAAAAGGAGGAGGUCGCUACACUGCUUCGGCGCGGGGAGGAGACCUGGGUGAACUCCCGAUGGGUCAGCAUUCCCGAGUCGGAAGGUGGUGGACUUGCAGAACGAGAGUUCCUCUUCCGCGAGGUUCCAUUGGAGAGGUGGCUCGAUGGGCUGGACUUGGUGGGCAAGAAAGACGCAGCUGCGAAGAUCGAACGGAGGCGGCAGAAGAUGGAGAAACGCCGGGCCAAACGCGAAUCUGACGAUAUCGACGAUCUGGAUAUGGGUGGUAAGAGCAAGCCCGACAGGGGCGUCAUGCGUUAUGGCAACGAUAACAAGUCGCCCUUGGAGGAUGUUUCCGACGACGACGUCUCGCUCGCAAGUUCCGACGACGACCCAAUUCCGGAAUCUACUGGUCAAAUCAAGGUUGCGCUUUUCCGCGUCCUAGCGUCUGGCGAGAUCAAGCGAGGAGAAUACUCGCCGCAAUUUGAUGCUCAUGAUGAUGAUGAAGAAAAUCAGGGCGGGCAAGCCGCUGACGAAGAUAUUGAUCACACUACCAGCUUCGCGAAGCCCAAGUCCCUCGAUCCGAAGUCUAUCAGCACACAAACGGUCACUGGGAUUGAUCCGUCGGACAAGCCGUAUGCGAUCUUCACCUUUAUGUACCGGGGAGAGCGACAACUACAGAAAAUGGGUAUCCUGAAAGAUCCGAAGUUGCAAGAGACUCCCGGCUCGGUGAAACGCCGGUCGCAGCAGCUCGACUUUGCAAAUCUCGGCCCGAUAAAGCCUGGAGGAGGCGUUGGUUUCUUGAACUUCCGGGAGCACACAGAAGGACGGAAGAAGGGCAAGAAAGACAAAGUGAUGGCGGACGACGAUGAUAUGGACAGUGAUGACGACGAUGAUGACCGGAUACUCAACCAGGCGGACGAGGAGGAAGACAAGGAAGAAGAUCAGAACCUCUCCCCGGAUGACAUUAGGCGACAGGGCGAGCUGGCAGAGGGCUUGCGCCAGAUUAAGCUUAAACGCCAACACUCGGCCGCGUCGCUUGCCGGCAGCUCUCGACAGGACACAGCAAGCCCCAAUACAGCCGCAGACACCCCGUCAUCAUUGAAAAUCUCCACAACUCCGCCCGCAGCGCCGGCAGUAUCAGCACCCAUAACCGCCGGGCCGUCGGAAACACAGCCGAUGAGCGCAUUGAAUGGAGAGUACAUCGGCAGUCCACUCAAGAAGCAGCGUCCUAGUGUCUCACAAGCAGACGAGUCUUCACUCCGACAACGGAUGGGAUCAGGUCUAUCGCAACAGAUAAGCGAAGUGCUAGGCAGUAAUGAUCAGAACGGGGGUGUCGCAAGCGACUCUAAGCCCCCCCUUGGUCCUGGCCACGAUGAAGCCCUGCAGUCUCCUAAGACGGUGACUCCACCUGACAAUGUGGACGAGGAGCUGUAG
This is a messenger RNA of Aspergillus mulundensis, 1800 nucleotides long. RefSeq lists its product as uncharacterized. The transcript is spliced from 3 exons. Lineage: Eukaryota; Fungi; Ascomycota; Eurotiomycetes; Eurotiales; Aspergillaceae. The record is from RefSeq and is a predicted model, not a curated record. Bases 1 to 1800 code for a protein of 599 amino acids.